Messenger RNA from Candidula unifasciata, 1326 nucleotides. The record is from the annotation of a GenBank genome assembly. Lineage: Eukaryota; Metazoa; Mollusca; Gastropoda; Stylommatophora; Geomitridae.
AUGGUCAAGGACUUCAACAACUUCCAGGACCGGUCAGGCAACUUCUUGACCAGCACCCCGCUUGCCAAGUCCUUGUUCUUCGCCAGAGGCAGCGGUUGGCGGCGCCAUAGACAAAUUGUCUCCCCGACUUUCACCACGGCCAAGCUGAAGCAGAUAGCGACGUUGGUGGACAUCUCUGCACAGUCACUGAGCAGGUACCUGGGCCAGUCAGCCAGACAAGGGGCUGUAGUUCCCAUGAAGGAGAUCUGUGGACAAUAUACCUGUGAGAUCAUCGCCCGGACUGCCUUCGGGUUCAAGGUCGAUUGCAUCGGUGUUGACGACGAAUUUUACAACAAUGCUAAAAACCUCUUGUACUUAAGUCGUAAAACGAUCAGUCAGCUUUUAAGGUUAAUUCCUUUCAUUCCACAACUUUGUGUCAAAGUCUUCAAGCUACAAAUCUACGACCGUGUUAAUUUAAAGUCGCACAGAUAUUUUGACACUGUUUUAAAAUCAGCAAUAAAAGAAAGGAGGAUACAUCGCCAGUCUGGCAUAAGAAAAGCAACCCCCGAUUUUCUGGAUCUGCUUCUGAAAACCAACGAGGCCUCACAAAGCGGCCAGGUCAACAGAGACGAGGUAGAUGUUGCAGAUUCCACCACAGAUGCAGAGGGACAGCCAGUAGAAGGCCUCACGGAUGAGGAGAUCCUGGGUCACUCCAUGCUGGUCAUUUUUGCUGGACUGGAAUCCACUGCCUCCACAUUGCACGUGUGCCUUUACGAACUGGCCUUGAACCCUGACAUCCAGGAACGAGUGUACCAGGAGAUGCAAGAAGUGUUGAAGUCCGAUUGUCCUAGCUACGAAGAGUUGAGCAAACUAACGUACAUGGAGCAAGUCAUCAACGAGACUCUACGCCUGUACCCACCCCUGCUAAGUAUCAACAGGCUGGCCAAGGAAUCCGUCACCUACAACGGAAUAACCAUCCCAAAAGGAGCCACAGUGAUGAUACCCUUGUUUCACAUACUCACAGAUCCCAACAUCUAUCCUGACCCCAAUCAAUUCGACCCUGACCGUUUUUCACCUGAGGAACGAGAGAAGAGACACCCGCUGGCAUUUAUGCCUUUUGGCCAUGGUCCCAGGAUGUGUUUAGGGAUGAGGUUGGCUUACCUAGAGCUGAAACAGGGCCUAGUGCAGGUGCUACGUAAGCUGAGGGUGGUCCUAAAUGAAGACACAACUCCAAGGAAAGGAGAGGGCAAAAUUAAAACUAUAGCCCUAGAAAUUCUGGUGAUGGAAAGACCGAUUCGCCUUGCCUUCCAAGUCAGAGAACAAACAGUGACUGGCGUGCCAGAGUGA